AGUUGGCGCGAAGGUUGCGGGGAGCGGGGUGGGCGGAAGCCAUGGAGUCGGAGGCGUCCCGCUAGCGAGGUCACCAACGCCGCCGCCGCCAGCAGCAUGGAUAUCCGGAAAUUCUUUGGAGUUGUGCCUCAUGGAAAGCAACAGGAGUGCCAGGCUGUGAAAAAGAGUGAGAAGAUAAAAAAUGGGGAAGGAGAAUCGAGUGGGAAGAAGAGGGGAAAGGAAACAAAGGUGAAGAGUUCACCCAGUGAAGAUGUUCCCAAACAAAAGCAGGCAUACAAGAAAAAAAGAAUAAUCUAUGAUUCAGAUUCAGAAGAGGAGGUGCAGUCUGUGAAAAAAACCAAGAAGGCAUCAGAGAAGAAAGCAGCUACUCCAAAACUUGGUCAAGUUCUAAAGCAGCACCCUGUUGUCUAUGUUUCAGAGACAGAUGAAGAGGAUGACUUUGUCAACAAGAGAAUUUCCUUGAAACCGAAGGAGAAUGGGACAUCAGCAAUCAGUUGUCCAGGAACAGCAGCAGUGAAAAAAGGAGAUGUAAAGCCACAGGCUAAAACCAAACCAUUAUCUCCAGUGAAACUGACUCCCACCUCAGCUCUUGAUUACUUUGGGACAAGAAGUGUCCAGCGGUCAGAAAAGAAACUGGUAGCGAGUAAAAGGAAGGAACCUUCACAAAGCGCAGACAGCACACUAGAUGAUGAGGCCAUUGCUAGGCAACUGCAGCUUGAAGAAGAUUCGGAGCUGGAGAGACAGCUGCAUGAAGAUGAAGAAUUUGCUAGAACUUUGGCAAUGUUGGAUGAAACACCACAGAAGAAAAAGGCCCGGAGAGAUUCGGAGGAGCAAACGGUGUUGAGCAUCAAGAGCAGUCCUAAUGUGACGGGAAGAUACAAACAAUCCCAUAGAGCGAAAGCAACAAACUCGGCAGCUGAAGUAAAAGAACAAACUAAAUCUGAAAAUUCAAGAGAGCCUAACUUACAUCCACGGUCAUCUGAUGGUGAAAUAGCAAGGGCAGUGACAGAGAAAACCUUGCCUUUGAAACCUACCUCGAAGCUUGUGGCUCUAAAACAGAAGGAGGAGACUACUAAAAAGGAAAGUGGCACUCAAAAUUUAAUAUCAAAAGAAAAAAAUGCUACGGGGAAAGAGGAGAAAAGAACACCCAAGAAGGAGAAAAUUUCUCCCAAGAAGGCUGAGUCUAUAAGUCCUGAGGACUCUGAAAAGAGACGAAGCAACUAUCAAGCCUACAGAAGCUUCCUCAAUCGCGAGGGUCCGAAAGCUCUGGGUUCCAAAGAGAUACCUCAAGGAGCUGAAAACUGCUUGGAAGGCCUGACAUUCGUAAUUACAGGAGUUCUGGAGUCCAUUGAAAGAGAUGAGGCCAAGUCCCUGAUUGAACGUUACGGAGGAAAAGUGACUGGCAAUGUCAGCAAGAAGACAAACUAUCUGGUUAUGGGACGAGACUGCGGGCAGUCUAAGUGUGAGAAGGCGUCAGCUUUAGGGACAAAAAUAAUUGAUGAGGAUGGCCUAUUUGAUCUUGUUCGAACCAUGCCAGGCAAGAAGUCCAAGUAUGAGCUGGCAGCUGAAACAGAGGCAAAGAAGGCAGAAUCAAGACAGAAAAAGACACCACAGAAAACAGAGUCUGGCAAAAGGAAUUUUAGCCCUCUCAAAAGGGAAGCUGACAGGAAGAAAAGUAAUCGUACACCUGAAAAGGGAGGUACCUUCAGAUCUGUCACGAAAGAAGCUACUGCCAUUCGAAAGCUUAAGGACUUUGAACAUCAAACUGUAGUGAAGAAAGAAGCCCCCAAACAUAAGGGGACUUUGGUUUCUGAGAGCAGUGAAAAUAAAACAGAGGCAUUACUAUGGGUAGAUAAAUACAAGCCUGCAUCUCUUAAGGCGAUAAUUGGACAGCAGGGGGAGCAAAGCUGUGCCAAUAAACUCCUCCGAUGGCUCCGAAGCUGGCACAGGAAUACCUCAGAAGAUGGACAAGGUGCAAAGACCAACAAAUCUGGAGGCAAAGAUGAUGGUUCUAGUUUUAAAGCAGCAUUGCUCUCUGGUCCACCUGGAGUUGGUAAAACUACCACAGCUUCUUUAGUUUGUAAGGAACUGGGGUACAGCUACGUGGAGCUGAAUGCCAGUGACACUCGAAGUAAGAACAGUCUAAAGGAAGUAGUUGCUGAAUCGCUGAACAACACCACCAUCAAAGAUUUCUGUUCAGGCACAUCCUCAUCAGUUAGUGGGAAACACGUAUUGAUCAUGGAUGAAGUGGAUGGUAUGGCAGGCAAUGAAGACAGAGGAGGGAUUCAGGAACUGAUUGGUUUGAUUAGACACACAAAGAUCCCCAUCAUCUGUAUGUGUAACGAUCGAAACCAUCCGAAAAUUCGUUCCCUGGUCCACUAUUGUUUUGAUCUUCGUUUUCAGAGACCUCGUCUGGAACAGAUUAAGGGUGCCAUGAUGUCUAUUGCAUUUAAAGAAGGUUUGAAAAUUCCACCCCCUGCUAUGAACGAGAUAAUCCUGGCAGCAAAUCAAGACAUCAGACAGGUUUUGCAUAAUCUCAAUAUGUGGUGUGCAAAAGACAAAUCACUGACUUACGAUGAGGCCAAAACAGGCGCCGGCAGAGCCAAAAAGGAUAUCAAACUGGGCCCUUUCGAUGUUGUCCGGAAGGUUUUUGCUGCUGGAGAGGAGGCUUCUCGUAUGUCUCUUAUAGACAAAUCAGAUCUCUUCUUCCAUGACUAUUCCCUAGCACCUCUCUUUGUCCAGGAGAACUAUGUGCAUGUGAAACCUGCUGCUGCUGGAGGAGAUCUGAAGAAACACUUGAUGCUCUUGAGUAGAGCUGCUGAUAGUAUAUGUGAUGGUGAUCUGGUGGACAAACAGAUUCGUACCAAGCAGAACUGGAACCUCCUACCAACACAGGCUAUUUAUUCGAGUGUUCUUCCUGGGGAGCUGAUGAGAGGUUACAUGUCCCAGUUCCCUGUCUUUCCCAGCUGGCUGGGGAAAUUUUCAUCUACAGGCAAACAUGAACGUAUCAUCCAAGAACUGGCAAUGCACAUGAGCCUGAGGACCCAGGCAUGCAAGAGGACAGUAAAUAUGGAAUAUUUGUCUCAUCUGCGCGAUGCACUCAUCCAGCCACUGACCGCCUUUGGAGCAGAUGGGGUACAGGAUGCUAUAGCAUUCAUGGACUCCUACUGCCUGAUGAAAGAAGACAUUGAAAACAUAAUGGAAAUAAGCAUGUGGGGAGGUAAACCCAGCCCUUUUUCAAAGUUGGAUCCCAAGGUCAAGGCAGCUUUUACACGUGCCUACAACAAAGAGGUGCAUCUGACUCCAUAUUCCCUUCAUUCUGUGAAGAUGUCUAGACGGCAGUCAGGAUCCAUAGGGACCUCUGACCUGCACGAAGAACUGAAUGUGGAAGAGAUCCAAUCUGAGGAGGAGGAGCAAGAUACUGUUGAAAGUGAUGCAAUGAUCAAGCAAAAAAAGGUGAAGCCUUCCAAGCUGCCAAAAAGAGAGAAAAAUGAAGAAACAACAAAAAAAGAAGGCAAAAGAAAAGAGAAAACAAGACAUUAAAGAGAAUAAUCUUGCUCUGGAGGUGACUUUGUUUAUCUAACUUCUGUCAGGAACAUUUAACUGAUCUGGUGAUACAGAACCCAUGCAUUGACAGUGCUCCUCUUAUAGAGGUGCUGUAGCUCCUGUUCUCACACGGGGCAGUGCUGUAUGUUAGAAGCCAUAACUACUCUUGUAGAACAGGCACCAGGGAGCGUGAACAUGAUGCAGAUGUGGAGUGCAGUUACCUGGUGUUUAUGCAAGUCUUCACAGGGCUGUUUUUAGUAUAAAAUCCUCUGUUAUUAUGUACUGAAAUCUUGUAAAUAGUAAAUCCUAAUCUGCACAUUUGUACAUUAUAGCAAUUAAGCAGUGUAUAGAAUUACAAUAAAUGUGUUUCACAUGAGGUUUCUAUUUUUGCUGAAGGCGCAGCAUGUUCUGGCAGAGGUUCUGACUUUCCUGCAUCUAUCAGGCUUUUUUUUUUUUUUAAUUAACUGAUCCCACAGCCAUAGAAAAGCAAAGCCGAGAGGGAUUUAGUUCCAAAAUUUGUAGUGUAUAAAUUUUACAGCUGCAAUCAAAGCCAGAAAAAAUACCUAAAAACUUAAGAACUGUUUAACAGAAACUAAAGCGAUAAGAGCUCAGAAUUGAUGUUGAAUAUGAGAACAAGGGCAAAGGAAGCAAAACAAACAAACAAAAAAACCAAAAAAAAACCAAAAGCAGCAAGCAAUACUCUCUGUGUGCUUAAGGGCAAAUGUUAAAUCUGCACCUCAACAACCUGAGGCCUCAACAACCUGAUGGAUUGAGAUGCAGCCUUGUAAGUUAAACUCUUGAACACUGAACUGUCCUUGCUGGGAAAUGUUGGCUAUUGCCCUGUCAAAUGAGCCCUGCUAUCUAAUUAAAAAAAACCCAAAACUCUGCAACCUCAGCAACUAAACCCCCAAAGCCCCACAAAAAGAGGCUCUCAUACACACCUGAACUUAGCUGUCCAUGUCAUCCUGUUUGAGGUACUGCGUGCAGUCAUUUAUUUUCUUAAGAUGAACAGCAUUGAUUGUUUCAGAACACAUGGGACACACGUUUUCAGUCUGUAACAUGCUGUUUUAAAGGAAGAGGGGCAACAGGUCAAAGGAUGGUUGUAACACGAUCAAGCCUGUGUUGUGUUGUGCCUGAGAGUCCUGUAACAUGCAGUGUAAGAGAUACAGGCUGGAGUGGCAGCUGUUCUGGCUAGUUGGGGAAAAGGUGAGUUGUGUGGUUUUUGUUUUGUGUUUUUUUUAACAUACGAGAGCUAGCCCCACCAGGAAUGCUGCUGCUGGCUGAGUGGGCAUGAGGAAAAGGCAGCAGACCAUGACUAUAGCAGCUGGUGCUAGACCACAAGGAUUUAAAUGAGGAGUGCUUUGUUAGUCUGCACCCAGUGCUAGGUGCAAAUUCCUAUUCUAGUGGCUGCUGUUGGGCUGGUUCACUUGAAAGUGAUGCCUUAAAAGUAUGUUAGAUGGAAUGAACACUGAAAUCUUUCAGUACAAAAAAAUCCCAACUUACGUCUUGAAUUCUGAAUAGAGGGCAGGAAAGUCACAGUGUGGGCAGACAGUCCAGUCAUCCCGUACCAUAUGUCGACCCUGCACGCAAGAGAAAGCAGUCAUUCGAGGUCAGGUGCUCCCCCUGCUACGCCUGGCAGUUACUGUGGAAAAAGUCUCAGCACUGGAGUUCUAAAGAUGUUAAGGAAUGAAAAAAAACCCCAUCGUUACAGUGUUACUUUGCUUACUGUGUAAAUACUGUGACUAGAAAAGGAGCUCUAAACGAUGAACAAGGUUUUCACUAUAAUACGUAUUUAUUUUUUUUAUCAAUUUAAGAAUGCAAUUAUCACUUUAAAAAUUAUUUUAGUUUAGCAAUUCUAUAUUGCCCAUGUGGAUACAGGAGUAGAAAGAGGUGACUGUAAAGUUACUGAGAGUUCUGGUGAUGUGUGAGGUUCAAAAAAUGCCAGCAGAGCCACGUGAGGCUCAGCUGUCUGUGAACAGAGCAGGAGAGCUGAAACAGCUUUAUUUUUUUUUUAUAAAUUUUGGUUUCCUGUUGACUCUGAUGCAGAAAAUUCUUAUGUAUCAUGGUCAACAGCGUGAAGCCCAACAGUGCCUUGAUCUGUUUAACAAUUUGUGCUCUAAUACAUCGUGCAGCAGUGGUUUGUUUUGACACUAUCAAAAGGUAUGAGAAAAAUGACAGCCCUGAUGAUGUUACGGUGAUGUAAAGGAACCAUAACCAAGAGACAGCUUACAUACCUGAAGCAGAAAUAGACAUGUACUAAGCCAAUGGAGUAAAACAGUUUAAGAAACUACUAAUAUUUUUUGUAAGACUGAUCCUUUAGUUUUAAUAUUAAAAGUCAAGUAUGUUAACUCUCUUAUUUGCUUCCUGCUUUAGUAAAUCUGUACUUAUUCUGUAAUUUUAGUGUGACAAAUCCCUUCGACCUAGCAGAAAUGAAAUGUUCAUGUACAGGAGCUAACCACAGUGUUGACAUGUCAGAGGUGAGAUGCAUGGCUCUCACUGGGAAAUGUACACUGUCCCUUUUCAACAGACUGUAAAGAACCCAGAAACAAAACCAGUAGGGCUUCUCAUUUUGCGUCAGCAAUAGCUAAUACUGAAACCAGCACUGGCCCAGUACUUAACAUGGGAAGUGCCCCAGAGGUCUGGGUGUCACCGAUUUGCCAACAGCUUGGACAGAACUGCCAAGCCUUAGCCUGAAUCUAGUAGCACAGUGCAGAUGGAAAACAAAAAAAAAAGCAGCUUUCUGUUCCUUCUCACAGUGUAGAAGAGGCACUCACCGUUGCAAUGCAGUACGGCAAGUUGUUCUUACAGCUGGGACAUAAGAGCUCACAUUCUGCGAGCUGGAAUGCACAGUAGGGACAGGCUGUUGUUGGCUCCUCUGCCUCGGUUUUGUCUGGGUGCCUAAGCAGUAACAUACAAACAUGAAUAAAAACUCAAGCUCUCUGAACUUGAA
Lagopus leucura (white-tailed ptarmigan) is the source of this 6496-nucleotide messenger RNA. RefSeq names its product replication factor C subunit 1 (gene RFC1). Gene Ontology annotation, biological process: DNA replication; DNA repair. The transcript is spliced from 25 exons. Bases 97 to 3543 code for a protein of 1148 amino acids. NCBI's taxonomy places the organism in Eukaryota, Metazoa, Chordata, Aves, Galliformes, Phasianidae. Gene Ontology annotation, molecular function: ATP binding; DNA clamp unloader activity; ATP hydrolysis activity. The record is from RefSeq and is a predicted model, not a curated record. Gene Ontology annotation, cellular component: nucleus; DNA replication factor C complex.